Messenger RNA from Prunus avium (sweet cherry), 1997 nucleotides. RefSeq lists its product as uncharacterized. NCBI's taxonomy places the organism in Eukaryota, Viridiplantae, Streptophyta, Magnoliopsida, Rosales, Rosaceae. The record is from RefSeq and is a predicted model, not a curated record.
CGAAAUUAGAACUUUUAUUUAUUUAUUUAUAAAAUCGUAUUUUCUGAAAUAUGAAAACCUGUUCUUAAUAGAACACCACCAAGCCGCCCCCAAAUCAAAAACCUGAAAAUUGAAGCGAUGCGCAGCAGGACAUUGCUUCCCGCCCAAAUGACCGAGAGAGGAGGUGAAGCUGCCCAAAAGAUUUACUAUUUACGGCGUGUUUGGGUCCACUUGGCAAUUUUGAUUUCUUUUCUUGUUGAACUCGGAAUGUUUGCAAUUAUUCCCUUUCAGACUAGGAUUAGAAAACACAAACCAAACCUAUAUAUAUUCACCAUAUAAACAACAAGCUUCGUUUUCGAUCUGAUUUGGGAAGUUAGUAUUUGUGUAAGAAGGGAUUGAGGUUUGGUCCAGUUGGGAUUGGGAAUUUAGGGCUUCCUGAUUCGAAUUAAAUUGAGGAAUUCGUCCGUUCCAGGGAAACAAAAUCCAAACUUUGCCUGCUAAUUUACUCCCGAGAGUUGAAUUCUCUCACAGGAUUCAUCGAACAUGUCGAGAAGAGACAAAGCUCCUCCUUCAAGCUCCAGGAAGCGUAGCCAAAAAAGUAAUGAUAUUUUGUUACGUAGAAGGGCUGGUAGAAAACCUGUACUUGCUGCUGGUGACGAUGAGAGCUAUGAAGAAGUGCCUCGGCCAUCGCAACCAAAGCGACUUAACCAUUACCUAGAAGUGUUGUAUGAGAAAAGAAGAGGAUCCAACCGAGAGGAGGCACUGGCUUCAAUAAUUGAGGUGUUAACUUGCAGAUUAGAGAAUGACUAUCUGGAAGAGAAUUUUGCUACCUUUCUAUACAGGGGAGUCUUAUAUUCCCUUAAAGAAGGUUCUUCCAAAGAGAAGCAGCUAGCACUCCAUGUUAUAGGUUUGGUGGCCAUAAUCAUUUGUUGUGAAGAAAAACUCUCUGAAGCACGCAGAGAGUUGCUUCAUGUACUUUCCAAGGCUCUAAAAUCUGGAACCGCGACAUCAAAGAUGUUGAAUUGUUUGGCUAUUGUGGGUUUUUUCGGUUCUACUAACUCAGAGGAGACUGAAAGUGCCAUGCAAAUUAUUUGGGAGUUCAUUGAUCCUGAAUCUGUCAAUGAUGUCAACACAAAAAAGCAUUCGCCAGAGGUUCUAGUUGCUGCAAUAUAUUCUUGGCUGUUUCUUCUUACAAGCAUGGAGGGAUGGAGACUCAGCCACAACUCUUGGAAUGGGGCCGUUUGCUACUUCUCAAACCUAUUAGAGCACAGUGAUAAAUUAGUGCGUGUAGCAGCUUGUGAAGCGCUGGCCUUAAUAUAUGAAACUGGAAAUCUUGAUAAGUUUUGGAAGGAAGCAAAGGAUCACAGCAACUAUUCACAUAUGCAACAAUCACUGAGAGAAAAUGUUUUAAAGAAAUUAAAGUGUCUUUAUUUGGACACUAGAAGUGAGAAUAUUACAAAAAAAGUCUGCGAAGUUGUGAAUUAUUUUGAGAGUUUUCAAUGUUUGGGAACAUCUUUAACAAUCAAUGGAAAAGACCUGAAGUUGUCAUCAUGGUACCAAAUGAUUCAGUUGCAGUUUUUGAAGAAUUUUUUAAAUGAUGGAUUCAAAACACAUAUGAAGGAAAAUGAGAAACUUCAACAUUUGUUUGAAUUCAAUCCACGUAGAAUAAAGAAUUUAGGUCCAGAACUCUAUGUAUCUACCACUGAUAAGAUUACUGUCCGUUUCUUUUUACCUGAAGAAAGAAAUGCUGAAACACUGACGAAGGAAAAUAAAAAGAAAGAGAGAGUUUGGAGGAAUUCUCUUCUGGAGAAGGCAAGAACACAAUUAAUGAGCAAGCAUCGUCGCGUGUCAGAGGAAAUGAACUGCUGCGACUAUGAUUGACGGUGGAAGUGAGCACUUGCAUGUUAAGUUUCAUGGGUCUUAUUUCUACAUUUUAGGAGAAUUAACCAUUCUUUUUGGGUACAAGAAUUGUUGUAUACUUUAUUUACUAGUAUUACAAUAAAGAUAUCUUCCGCUUA